CCACCGCACAGCUAGAGAGAAAGGCCGAGCCGUGAGUUUGGCCCGCGCCUGGUGGGGGAGGUUAUAAGAGCGGCUGCAACCCGGCGCCCACUUUCAGUCUUUCGUCGAUCGCCACCGUAAGAGGACGCCGCGAGAAAUGAACAAGGCCGUGUUGGCGCUGUUGCUGGUGCUGUCGGCGGCGGCGCUGUCGUCGGCCGCCCCCGACUCGGCGGCGGAGGAGUACGAGUACGAGGACGAGGAGGAGGCGGCGCCGGCGCCGCCCCCGCCGCCCCCGUCGCCGGCCAGGGGCGGCUCGCGGCUCAACGCGCUGCUCGGCUCGAGGGGCGCCGCGGGGGGCAGGCCCGCCUCCCCGCUGAGCAGGGGGGCCAAGCCCGCCGCCCCCGCCAAGGCCGCCGAGCCCGCGCCGCCUCCGCCGCCCCCGCAGCCGGAGCCGGCGGAGGCUGAGGAGGGCAGCGAGGAGGAGGGAGCGGAGGAGGACCAGCAGGCGGCCACCACCACCACCGAGCCUCCCAAGAAGGGCCUGGUGCGCGGCGGCGUGCGGCCCUUCCGCAGCAACGACGACCUGCUGGCAGCACUCAAGCGCAGGAGGCAGCAGCAGGUAUCCUUGGGUGGCCACCACGGCGGGUCGGCGGGCCGCAGCACGACCACCACCACGGAGGCGUCGGCGGAGGUGACGGCGAGCAAGAGCCGCAGCACGCAGGCCUCCGGCGGCGGCAGCCGGCGGGGGCGGUUCAACGGGGGCGGGGCGCGCGCCGCCGCCGGCUCCAGCAGCGACGCCGCCGUCGUGCAGCCGCCGCCCUCCGCCUCCGGGGGCGGCAGGAGCCGCUUCUCCGGCCGGCGCGGCGCAGCCUCCUCCGCCGCCGCUGACCUGGACGCCUCCGAGCAGCAGGCGGACGAGCAGCCCGCCCCCGCCAGGUCCGGCAAGGCGUUCCGCGGCCGCCGCCAGUGAGAGCCCGGCCGCCGCUCGCCCACGCCCACGACGGUAUUUAUUUCUGCUCCCAAAGACAGCCGACCCACAACCCGCUGCCCUCUAGCGACCCGGAGCCCCCGGAGGAGGCUGGCCGGCACGCGGAGUACCCCGACCUCUGGCCGGGAGCCCGCGCGCCGGCCGCCCCUCCGCCACCACCUCACAGCGACCACUGAGUGACGUACCCAGACUGGCAGCAGUGCCGCUAACCCUACUGAGGGUAGUUCCCCAAACCGCCGCUAGGCAGCGCUAGGAAGUCACCAGCAAUAUUCGCCCGUUACCGAACUACAGACAGCUUUGAAUGCCAACCCCUAACCUGUGGGGUCCCUUUCCAGUUGGUAGUCCUUAGAGUGCCUCUAGGGUAACACUAAAUAAUCUUUCCCAAGUCGAGCCAGCUUGCUAGAAGCUGACACAUUUGUACUUCCCCAACACACCACCAGACCUCGCUAGGAAGACAUCAACAUUACUCGUCCCACAGUGGGCCCACCAUCAGUUCCUCAUCCUCCCUCCUUCCUCCACCCUCCCUGCCGUUCUUCACUUGCAUAUACUUCUCCAAAAUCCUAGUAGACAGAGCUAAAUAGGUACCAGACGUCCUCUACACUCAAGAAUAAAUGUUGACAACCGACCCAAUGUACGUCCCUCCAGUUGGCAGUUCCUCAAAGUCAUGCUAGGACAACAUUAAGCCAUUUCCCCAAGCCUAGCCACCUUGCAACAUGUAUCCACACACCACUGCGUCACUCCUGUGUUAACAGUUCCCAAAAACACCAAAAAUCCACUCUAAAAAUCCACUGCCCGCUAGCCAAAAUCGACCAACUUCGACAACCCAUCCCCCUUGCCAUUAAAAACCUUUCAUGUCCUCAGUUCUAAAUUACAGCAGAUGGCUCUAAAAACACAUCAGACAGUUUCUAAACCCAAGCAAAAAUAUCCAUCCCCAUCACACUAUAUCUUCUUCCAGUUGGUAGUACCUCAACAGAUCGCUACAAAAACAAAGCCACCCAUUCCCAAGUCAUUCCAGUAGACACGCACUCCCACACUUGUAGUUUACCAAAGUACCAAUAGGCUCCCUAAAAAGCAUCACGAAAACUCAACUAUUACUUUGCAAAUGCAUUCCUCCCCCGUUGGUAGCUCUUUGUUCUUCAGAUUCCACUAGGGAAAUAACAGCAUUUGCCCUGCACUGAUGAAAGAGAGCAAUCCAUCAAACGUAAUUUCAUUAACAUUGUAACUAGAUCUCCAAGACGGCACUAUUUUGUGCUGUUUAUAUGUUACAAUCUUCACAUCAUGUAUCGCUACUAUGAGCCACUCACUUUCCACUCUGCUACACGCCACAUGGAUCAACAAAACCUCAGUAGGUUGUGCUAGGAAAACAACAUUCUCUUUUCACGAGUGAAGUACAACCAACUUUCAUUAAAUAUUCCCUUCACACUGAAUGAGAUCUCAUUCCACUAGGAAGACGCCAGAGGUGUCCCUCUCCAACGAGUUCUGAACAGCCAUUCCUUUACCACUGCACUUCACCCCUGAAGAUCCUUAGGAAGGCACUAGCAUUUUAUCUUUACUUUCAACAGCUAUCCCCUCAUUUCUGUACCAUCUGCCUGUCACUUUCUCAAAAUGUCAGUAGAUGAUGCCAAGCUCUAUUCAAUAUACAGAUCCACCUUCACUGGGGAAGAAACAAUGGUGAUUCAUCCAAAGACACCACAACUGCCAUCCUAGUAGACAUCGGACAGCUCUCCCUUCAAAUGAACUCAGACAUCCUGUGUCUCAAAUAGCCAACAGAGCAGGGUAACCAAAGUUGACUCUGAGGAUGAAAUAUAUCUGAUUUACUUGUCUGCCGUCUUAUAGUCUUGUGCUGCAAGUUUAGGAGCCUUAGUCUGAUCCUUGCUACAGGAGAUCUCUGUGCCUUAAUCAUAGUUGGAUGAUCAUCUAUUCAGAAAACCCUACGAUGUCCAAAAAAUUCUGGUGCCAAAAAGAUCACAUCUUGAAAAUGCUACCAACAUACUUGCUGCAUAUUCUUAGCUACACUGGCUCAGCAACUAAGUGAGAUUCACAUCAAUACACCUCAUAAGGGGACAUAUUUCUCAACCCUGGUUAUUCGUUCUGUGAACCUACCAACAAGUUCCCGCCUUCCAUUGGGGAUGUCAAAGGGUAUUUUUGCGGUGUCGUGGUGCAUUCUAGUAGAGUAAGAAUACAAUAAAAAUUUCCAUUUAGCAAUGUUUCAGUUGAGUGUGAUGGUGUUGACGACAGUUGGUGGCACCUGGUGAAAUGACGGUGACUCCAUUUUUGUGAACACCAAAGUUGUUGCUACUGUGCAUUCUCCUCCCCCCGUCCCCUCCCCCCCUCAGAGUUCUGGGUACGUCACUGUGUGCAGAGACUGAACGCCACCGAGCAACCCUUCUCCAGGGCAGUUCGCGGGAGUACGCGCUAGUGCCGAACUUACGGAUCCACCUGGACUGGGCUCCACUCUCGGAAAAGUGCAAUAAAACCACAAACAGCAGCAGAUCCUACUGCAAUGGACAGUACGAACUCUCUCAUAUCUACCAGUACAAUAAACUUUCAUCAUUAACUGGAUGGCAGGAAAUGAAUCUUAUGUGUAUAGUUAGUUGCAAAUAAGGCUGACGGCAGGUUACGGCCACCUCGGAACAGUCACUUGCCACUUAAACUUACAGUCAUGUUCAAGUUUGUUCUGUAAUUCCACUACAGCCUGUUCUGUCAAUAAAGUAACUUGUAUAAACCUCUGGAAAA
Messenger RNA from Schistocerca nitens (vagrant locust), 3703 nucleotides. RefSeq names its product translation initiation factor IF-2-like. Lineage: Eukaryota; Metazoa; Arthropoda; Insecta; Orthoptera; Acrididae. The transcript has 4 exons. The coding region runs from base 137 to 949 and encodes 270 amino acids. The record is from RefSeq and is a predicted model, not a curated record.